This is a messenger RNA of Rhopilema esculentum, 2813 nucleotides long. RefSeq names its product formimidoyltransferase-cyclodeaminase. Gene Ontology annotation, molecular function: transferase activity; folic acid binding. The record is from RefSeq and is a predicted model, not a curated record. NCBI's taxonomy places the organism in Eukaryota, Metazoa, Cnidaria, Scyphozoa, Rhizostomeae, Rhizostomatidae.
CCUGUUUCCUCCUAAUGUUAAAGUUGAGAGUUUUCAUGCUGGGGAAAUCAUGAAAUUAGUGGGUCCUGUGAAUGAUGGCAAAAAAUCUUUUUGGCACUACCACACCGAUCCAUUUUAUUUGGGUUUUUCGGAGGUGUGUCUAAGCGCCGGAACGAGGCUGUGACUUAGCUUGGGACAAAGGUGAUCCGGUGUUUGUGCAUGAAUGAUACAUUAACAGUUGUUCAGGAAAAUAGGUUAGAAAAUGGCAAAAAUAAUAGAAUGUGUACCAAAUUUCUCUGAAGGUAUAGAUCAGGCUGUCAUCGAUGCAAUAUCGCACGCAAUUCAAGCGACAGAUGGUUGCUCUCUUUUGGAUGUUGACCCUGGUACAUCUACAAACAGAACUGUUUAUACAUUUGUUGGGCCUCCUGAAGCAGUUGUAACUGGUGCCAUAAAUGGAGCAAAGGCAGCUGCUGGACUGAUAGACAUGCGAAGACACCAAGGUGAGCAUCCAAGGCUAGGAGCGCUAGAUGUGUGUCCUUUUAUUCCUGUUGCCAAUGCAACCAUGGAUGACUGUAUAGAGUGUGCAAACAUGUUUGGCAAACGAGCUUCCGAAGAGUUGGGAAUACCUGUUUAUUUGUAUGGGUUUGCUGCAAAGAGUGACUACAGAAGAGCUGUCCCACAGAUUAGAGCCGGAGAGUAUGAAGGCCUGGCAGAGAAGAUAAAGAAAGACGAAUGGAAACCUGAUUACGGACCAGCCGAGUUUAUUCCUUCUUGGGGUGCCACAAUCGCCGGUGCUCGAAAGUACCUUAUCGCCUACAAUAUCAACGUCCUUGGCACAAAGGAACAAGCACAUAGAAUUGCCUUAAAUCUUAGGGAGAACGGGCGCGGGCCGGACAAGCCGGGAAAGCUGAAGAAAGUGCAAGGCCUGGGUUGGUAUUUACAAGAAGCCAAUCUUGCUCAAAUAUCAUUAAAUCUUCUCGACUUUGAAGAAACUGCCAUUCAUACUGCUUUUGAAGAGGCCAAGAAAGAUCUUGAGGAAAUAAAUAUUGGCAUCUGUGGCUCCGAGGUUGUUGGUUUGGUUCCUUUGAAAUCUAUUUUGAUGGCAGCAGAUUACUACAUGGGGAAGGAAAAUUUGUUCAUCAUGGACGAAAAGCAGAAAGUUAGAUUAGUCAUCGAAAGACUAGGGCUAUCAUCAAUCAAGCCAUUUAUUCCCGAGCAAAGAAUCAUUGAGUUCAUGGUUGGCACAGAAAAAAGCAGUCCAUUGGCAUCAUCAAGCUUACGCCAGUUUAUAUACGCACUCGGCAGUAGAAGUUCAGCACCAGGUGGAGGCUCUGCUGCAGCUGCGAUUGCUGCCAUGGGUUCUGCACUCGGGCUUAUGGUUGGUUGGAUGUCCUAUGGCAACAGAAAAUUUGAGCAUCUUGAUGCUACAAUGCGUCAGUUAAUUCCACCCUUGCAGAAGACAAUGCUUGAGCUUGUGCCAAUGAUCGAUGCCGACACAAAUGCCUUCAACGAAUACAUGGCUGCGCUGAAAAUGUCCCACAAAACACCUGAAGAAACAGAAAGACGCGAGGCUGCGAUGCAAGGAGGUUUGAAGACGGCCAUCUCAGUGCCGCUGAAAGUAAUGCAGACGGCCAAUCAGUGUUGGGAAACUAUGGUGAAAAUGGCAGAAGUUGGCAAUAUAGCAACGAUUUCGGAUAUACAGGUUGGAGCAAAAGGAUUAGAAACAGGUGUCUUUGGUGCGUAUUGCAAUGUUAUGAUCAAUCUAAAGGAGAUAAAAGACGAGAGCUAUUUGUGUACGGUAAAAACGGAAGCGGAAAGUGGCUUAAAGCUUGCUAAAUCGAAAUUGGAUGAAGUCUUGAAAGUUUGUGAAGAGAGGCAGUCUGCUGGAAAGUAGUUUAAUGAUUUUGAUAACAACGAGUGUCUAGAAAACUAACCUGUAGAUGGAAAUUGAUUUGCAGAAUGACUGACAACAAGUGCAUCAGCCAUAAGCCAACAAUGGAAAUUUCGGUUUCAAGCAAAGAGAUAGGAAUAUUUUUGCCUCCAUGGUUUCAAGCUGGAAUUGGUUUGUGGGUAGGGUUACUGAAAGGGGGAGGGGCAAUAAACUGUCAUCGUGAAUAGUACGUGCAAUAUUAGGUAACUUGGUAGGUAACUUGUGACCCGAAUUUGAAGGAUCCCCUUGGAGAAAGUAUAAGUCAAAAUUGAUCUUAAAACUCGGCAGGCUACUCUUUACACAAAAUCUUGAGAUUAGUCUCUACACAACUGACUUCAGUAUUGUGGCAGUUUGUUAUUUGAAUUAUCAACGCUUACAGACUAAUAUGAGCAAAAAAUUAGCCGGCAACACUUGAUUUGAGUGAAUUGACAGUUGUUUCCUCCCUGAGAUAUUCUGCCACAAGAUGUUUUGUCUAAAAUAACAUAGCUUUCUUAUCCACGUUUUGAAACAAGUGACAACAACAUCCUUGAAUAUAUAUAAGAUACAACAAAAAGUGCGAGAAGACGCAUUUGUAUAGAAAAGGCAUAUGCCGCUCUGCCACCUUGAUACAAUCAAACAUCGUAGUAUCUAUAGAAGAUUAGGUGGAAAUAUACCUAUCAUUAUUGCUAUUAUUUUAAAGCUGUUUUGGCUGCUCGUCUGAUUACGAUCAUUAUUAGAGAAUUUUGUAAGAAAUUUUCAUGUCCAGCAUUUGCAUUAGAGCAUUGUAAUGGACCUUUCCAUUUUACAGUUCUCUAAAGCUUCAAAAGUCUUUUUUGAAUUAAUGGUUAAGUUUCAGAAUAUUUAUUGAAGAAGAAGCGUUUUAGAUGUAGUAUUUUAAGAGUAAUACAAUAAAUGAAUAAAGAAA